UCAAGAAAAACCCAAAACUUGAAGCAACUGAAAACCUCAAAGGUUCUUUCUGUUUCGUCCCAAAUUGAUUUCUAAGCGAUUUUACUUCAUUGGUUUCUCGUCAUUUUCGAUUUCCCAUUCGGAACGAUCCAACUCAGCGUCUCCCCUGGUGAGUUAAGUACUGAGUUCGAUCGAUUUUUAUCUACCUUCGAAAAUCAUUGCUUUAUUUGGAGUACCCAAUUGAGGAAACUGAAAGAUGGAUCAGUAGUUGAAUACCCAGUCGCCUAAAUCUUUUAAAUUAAUAUUAUAUGCAAUGUUUAUGAAACCUUAGGAGAAAAUUGAUAUAGAUAUUGGAGGUUUUCAUAUAUUUUGUGUGGUUUUGGUCAUGCAAUUAUCACCGGCCUCGGUUUCUUCAUCGAAACGGAGUGAUUUUGGGCAAAAAUCAGGUACUAGGCUUCGGAAGAAGCAUAAGAGAUUAGAUGCAAUAUGUGAGGAAGAGUAUAAUAGGAAACAUGGAGAAGGUAAUGAAGGGAAUGAUGGUGAUGGGUCAGGGAGUGUGGAUUUAGAGCUCCGUAGGAGCUCACGGGUUAGGAGGGCGCCGGUUAUAUUGGAUGUGUCACCUCCGCCUCCAAAGAAAAGGCGGAAGAUUGGGAAGAGUGGGACGUUUGGUCGGGGGGAGAAAAGGUUAGGGCGUGUGAAGGAGGAGGAGGAGGAGGAGGAGGAGGAUGGUUUGGAGAAGGAGGUGCAGACUCUAGGGAGUUGGAGGUCGAGGUUAAGGACAAGAAGGAAUGUGAAUAUUAAUGCAAAGGUGGAGGAGAGGGUUCUGCCGAAGAGGAGGAGGAAGCUUUUUGAGGAUAUAGUUGGGAAUGAGGAGGACGGAGAGGUGGAAGAAGAAGAGGAAGAAGAGGAGGAUGUCGAUUGUGGAGAAAUGAUGGUAGUGAAAUCCAAGAGGCGAGGGAGGGUAACCAGCAACUGUUCAGAUAGUGAAGAGAAGGUGGAGAUUUGUGGCAUGGGAGAAGAAAUGGAGGUGGAAAGCAGAAUAAAAAGAGAUGAGGUAGAGGAAGAUGCUGUUUUAGACAGUGAAAAGAGUCAUGGAAAUGAUAGGGAGGACAUGGUUGUGGAGCCUCCUACAGUUUUGGAGAGUGAAAUGAGUCAUGAAAAUGAGAGGGAGAGGAUGGAUGGCUAUGUGGUUGAGCUGGUUAAAGAGGAUGACAGAGAACUAUCAAAUUGUAUACAAUCAGAGGCUGGCAUUGGCCAUGAAAAGGUUGAAAAAACUGAAACAAUUGAAACAGUGGAGCUGAGUGAAGAACAAGUGCAACAUUUAGAAUGUCAGAAUGAAGAAGCAAAUGAAGAGGAUGUUGUAGAAGUAGAUAAUGAGGCAGAGGAAGUUGAAGAUGGUGGUGUUCAUGAUGCAAAAGAUGAUGGAUUGGUGAAAGUUGACGAAAAACCUUCAGAACAUAAGAAUGAUAUAACAGUAGACCAGUCAAAUAAAGCAGCUGCUGAAGCAAUUGGCAAGCCACGUAUAAAACAGGGGAGAAGGUGUGGAUUGUGUGGUGGUGGGACUGAUGGCAAACCCCCAAAGAAGUUGGUUCAGGAUGUAGGUGAUAGUGAAAAUGAAGCAUACAGCUCUUCAGCUUCAGAGGAACCAAACUAUGACAUUUGGGAUGGGUUUGGUGACGAAUCUGGGUGGCUUGGUCGUCUCCUUGGUCCUAUAAAUGAUCGUUAUGGUAUUGCUGGAAUUUGGGUUCAUCAACACUGUGCUGUAUGGAGUCCUGAGGUUUAUUUUGCCGGCUUGGGAUGCUUAAAAAAUGUUAGGGCAGCACUUUGUAGAGGAAGAGCAUUAAAAUGCAGCCGAUGUGGGAGGCCAGGAGCAACAAUUGGAUGUCGUGUUGAUCGGUGUCCGAAGACAUACCACUUGCCUUGUGCCAGAGCUAAUGGCUGUAUAUUUGAUCAUCGCAAAUUUCUCAUAGCCUGCACUGAUCAUCGGCAUCUCUUCCAACCUCCUGGUAUUCAAUAUUUAGCCCGGAUAAAGAAAUUGAAAGCUAAGAAAAUGAAGUUGGAAAUGAGGAAAGUAUCAAAUGAUGCAUGGCGAAAGGAUAUUGAAGCUGAAGAAAAAUGGUUGGAGCAUUGUGGUGAGGAUGAAGAGUUCUUGAAACGUGAGGGCAAGAGACUUCAUCGAGAUUUGUUAAGAAUAGCACCUGUCUAUAUUGGAGGCUCAGAGUCUGAGAGUGGGAAAUCAUUUGAGGGAUGGGAAUCUGUUGCUGGCUUGCAGGAUGUUAUCCAAUGCAUGAAGGAAGUUGUCAUCUUACCACUGUUGUAUCCUGAGUUCUUUGACAAUCUGGGCCUUACACCUCCCAGAGGUGUUCUUUUGCAUGGCUAUCCAGGAACAGGCAAAACUCUUGUGGUGCGAGCAUUGAUUGGUUCUUGUGCUCGUGGCGAUAAGCGGAUUGCAUAUUUUGCCCGCAAAGGUGCUGACUGCUUAGGAAAAUAUGUUGGUGAUGCUGAGCGUCAGCUGAGGCUCUUGUUCCAGGUUGCUGAGAGAUGCCAACCUUCUAUAAUAUUCUUUGAUGAGAUAGAUGGCUUAGCACCUCGACGGACAAGGCAGCAAGAUCAGACACAUAGUUCUGUUGUGUCCACUUUGCUUGCUCUGUUGGAUGGUUUGAAGUCCCGAGGUUCAGUGGUGGUGAUAGGUGCAACUAAUCGCCCUGAUGCUGUUGAUCCUGCAUUGAGGAGGCCUGGGAGAUUUGAUCGAGAGAUUUAUUUUCCACUGCCAUCAUUGGAGGACAGGGCUGCAAUCCUUGAACUUCAUACUCAAAAAUGGCCAAAACCAGUUGCUGGAUCUUUGCUCAAAUGGGUUGCAAGAAAGACUAUAGGGUUUGCUGGUGCAGAUUUGCAGGCUCUUUGUACUCAAGCAGCUGUUGUUGCUUUGAAGAGGAGUUUUCCUUUGCAGGAAAUUUUGUCUGCUGCUGAAGAGAAAACUCCUAGUGCUAAACGUGUUCCUCUUCCUACUGUCACAGUUGAGGAGCGGGAUUGGUUGGAGGCUUUGUCAUGUUCCCCACCUCCUUGCUCACGUAGAGAAGCAGGAAUGGCUGCUCAUGAUUUAGUUGCCUCUCCUCUUCCUACCCAUCUCAUCCCUUGUCUGUUGGAACCAUUAUCCACCUUGCUUGUUUCUCUUCAUUUGGAUGAACGCCUCUGGCUGCCACCCCUUCUUUCUAAAGGUGGGGCAGUGAUUGAAAGCGUGAUUGUUUCCACUUUGGAUGACAAAAGACUGCCCAAGGAUCAUUGGUGGUCCCAUGUUCAUGACCUUCUUCAAGAAGCAGAGGUUACUAAGGAGAUAGAGAGAAGGUUAUCACGUGCUGGAAUGUUAAUAGGAGAGACUAGCUUUGCUGAUUAUGAUGCCUUCAUAGGUGAUAUUAGUGAUGAUGGUGUCAAGUUUGAACCUUCAAAAUUGCGUAAUGGCAGCACAUGCUCUAGUUUGUCACGGAAUACCUAUUUUACUUCAACAAAGAAAACAGGGUUUCGGAUAUUAAUUGCUGGAAGUCCUAGGUCAGGCCAAAAGCAUCUUGCUUCUUGUCUUCUUCACUGUUUAGUUGGGAAUGUUGAAAUACAGAAAGUUGAUUUAGCUACAAUUGCACAAGAAGGACAGGGUGACUUGAUUCAGGGAGUAACUCAGAUUUUAAUGAAAUGUGCAAGCAUGGGGUCAUGUGUGGUAUUUAUGCCAAGAAUAGAUUUGUGGGCUGUGGAGACUGUUAAUCAAGUUGCUGAGGAGAGUGAUUUGUCUUCAACAUUCCAUCAAUCUCCCAUGGAGGAAGAUCCUCUACCUGUUGAAAAGGAAAGUGGAUUCUCUCUGCAGCAAUCUGAGUUGGCGGAGACAACGGAGGCUAUCGCUGCUUUUCAAACCAUAUCACAUGCGUGGAGUUCAUUUGUUGAGCAAGUGGAAUCAAUCUGUGUGUCUACAUCCUUGAUAAUUCUGGCUACUUCAGAAGUUCCACAUCUGGAACUCCCUGAUAGAAUAAGGCAAUUCUUUAAGAGUGAUCUAACAAAUUGCAGUCAGAAAACUACAUUAGAGCACACAGUACCCAGAUUCUCUGUGCAUGUUGGCAGGAACUUUGACCAUGAUAUGGUUAUCAAACUAUCUGCUGCAGAGUUAUCAAGGGAUAUCCUUCAACUGUUUGUUCAUUUAAUUCAUCAAAGAUCUCAUGUUCAUGAAGAUUUCAGAACAAAAAAUUCCGCUGAAACCUAUGCAGCUGCAGAAAAUGACCAUAUAUCUCAUGGUUUGGCUUGUGAAGUGACGGUUGGAUCACAAUCUUGUGGUGAUUUGUCUGUUGCAGUGCCAGCAGCACCAACCAACAGUAGAAAUUUGAAGGGGAAAGCAAGCUUGAUGCUAGCAAUAUCUUCAUUUGGCUAUCAAAUUUUGCGAUAUCCUCACUUCGCAGAGCUUUGCUGGGUGACAUCAAAACUUAAAGAAGGUCCCUCUGCAGACAUAGGUGGUCCCUGGAAGGGCUGGCCAUUCAACUCAUGUAUCAUUCGUCCCACCGACUCAUUAGAAAAGGCAGCUGUUGCUUGUGGCUCCAGCAACAUCAAAAGCAAAGAGAAAUAUGGUUUGGUCAGAGGUCUGAUUGCUGUUGGUUUAUCAGCAUACAGAGGCUUGUACACAUCACUUAGAGAAGUUUCCUCUGAGGUACGGGAGGUUCUCGAGCUACUAGUUGGGUGGAUUAAUGCAAAAGUUAACACUGGAAAAAACAGAUACCUGUAUGUUCGUAUUUUAUCUCAAGUUGCUUAUCUGGAGGAUAUGGUUAACAGCUGGGCAUAUUCCCUGCAGAGUUUAGAUCAGGAUGCUCAAAUAAAAGCAGCAAGCCCCAAACCAUACACUUUGGGUUCUCCAGAUAAUCAUUUGACAUGUGUGAAUAAUCCAGAUCACGUUCAGGAAUUCAGGCCUGAUGUUUCUAACAGAGGUUGCCCUGAAUCUGAAGGUCUGGAUGCAAACACUAUGGAAUUCACCAUGCAAAAUACUGAUUUCAUUGACUUGAACAAAGAGGAUGAUGAUUGUGCUGCUAAUCAUGAGGGAAAAGUUGCACUUUUUGCAGAUGCUGCACAGGGGACAGGCCUAAUUGGUAAUACUACUUCAGAGGAGCAUCUUAAUUCGUCUGUGGCAAAUGAAUCACUUGUUCAUUUAGACAAGCAGAAUGGGACAAAUUCUGGACUUUGCGGGUCAGAAAGUACUAAAAAUCCUAUGGUUGAGGGACAGUUUGAUGUGCGAAAUAAAGACAGUAUUGACUUGAAUGAGACAGCUGGUGAUUGUGCUCCUAGUCAUGAGGGAAAAAUUGCUGCUGACCAAGAAGCUGUAGAGCUGGUAGGCCUCGAUGGUAGUACUACCUCCAUGGAGCAUCAUUGUUCUGUGGUCAGCCAACCAGUUGUUCAUGUUGUCGAGCAGAAUGGAACAAAUCCUGGACUGUGUCGGUCAGAAAGUACUGGAUAUCCUAUGGCUGAGGGAGAUCCUGGGUCCUCAAAACAAUCUAAUGGAUUUGCACCAAGUGAAUCUGUUUUGUCUGAGAAUGGAUUCUGUAGUUCAGAUGAAGUGGAUGGUACAAAGUUCCAUGUCACUGGGAACGGUUGCAACCAGAUUAAUGCUUCUGAAACAAAGAUUGUUAUCACAUCUGCAGAUGGCAAGCCCAAAGACUGUGAACAUAGAGAAGAUCCCUAUUUCUCUUCAAGAAAAACUGCUUUUCCAACUGAAUCAGGAGUUACAUGCAUGUAUCAGUGCUGUUCUGACUGCCUACAUAUGCUCCUUAUUUUGAUGCAAAAAGUUCUGCUUCAACAACCGAAAUCAGAUGGGGGCCAGUGGACAGUAGAUGAUGUUCAUGAUACAGUUGUAUCAAUGUCUGUGGAUCUUCUUUCAACGGUUAGGAAAGUUUAUGCUGCUGGAUAUAGCAGCAUUAAAUUUGAUGAAAACCUGAGAAUUGAAAAUCAUGGAAAAUUAUCCAAGUGUCAAGAGUGGAGCAAAUGUCUUUGCAAAAGCUCAGAAAAUAGUUUAGUUAUUCCGACAGAAUGUGGCUGUCACCCUGUAGGCACCACCUCUCCAAACAUCAAAUUCAUGUUUGAUCCAAAAUUUGUUUACAGAGAUGGAGUGAUGGUUCCCAUAGAUUCUAACAAAGAAGUUUCUUUUCACUGUAAAUUCAAGACGUUGUGCCUUUGUUCUCUUAUAGAGUCUAUAUUAAUGACAAAGCAGCCUUUCGAUUGAUUUUGGCUUUUACAGUAUCAAUUGUCUUGCUGUGGCAAGGUGAGUUUCUUUGGAGAGUUUAAAAAUCAAAUUUUGUUGGCUGAGCAUUUGCCAAGGCAGUAUCAUUUCUUCUUCCUGAGGCAUAGUAGAAUGGUAGAAUGGUCCUACUUUCUUUCCUACUCAAAACUGCUUCCCCAAGUUUUGGUUUCCUGGGUAGAAGCUAACCUAUAUACCAUGUAAAUAUCAUCCGAGGUUACUACACCUUUGAGUACUGUAAGUAUGCUUUCUUAUAGCCAUUAAAUAAAAUAUACCUCUGGAGGUUUGUCAUUCUGGUGCUUCUUGUCUU
Theobroma umbraticum is the source of this 6545-nucleotide messenger RNA. NCBI's taxonomy places the organism in Eukaryota, Viridiplantae, Streptophyta, Magnoliopsida, Malvales, Malvaceae. The record is from RefSeq and is a predicted model, not a curated record.